This is a messenger RNA of Diaporthe amygdali, 1440 nucleotides long. RefSeq lists its product as uncharacterized. The transcript is spliced from 3 exons. The record is from RefSeq and is a predicted model, not a curated record. Bases 1 to 1440 code for a protein of 479 amino acids. NCBI's taxonomy places the organism in Eukaryota, Fungi, Ascomycota, Sordariomycetes, Diaporthales, Diaporthaceae.
AUGCUUCGAAGCACGAGACCCCUUCUGAGCGUCCCGGCUCGGGGUCUCCCCAGGUCGCCGGCCUCAAUUGCCCCAUUUGCGACCUCCCAGACACGGAAACCCACGCCCAGCACACCACGGCGAGCUCAGCUCCUGGCAGCGGCGCCCUCGAGGCAGCUUGUGCCCUUUGUGCAACGGGCACAAUUCGCCGACAAGAACACACGAGACACCAAGUUCGAGAAAGAGUUGGCCCAGAAGAAGCUUGAGUCCCAUCCCGAGGAGGUCACUGAGGAGUCGAGCGUCCGGCCUUCCUACGAGGGGCCAGAGACCAAGCCCUCUGAUCCACCUACUUCUGCGGGGGUGAAGAAGGAUUUGAAUACCCUGAAGGAGACGCUGUCCCUUGGAGAAGUGCCCCCAAUAUCACUAAGAUUGGGUCUUGCCGGCACAAUCCCCUACCUUGGCACAUCUUUAGCAACGACAUUUCUCAGCUGGAACCUCAACACUGAAUGGCCGUCUCAGUCCCAAUUCGUGAAUCACUUCUUGAUGAGCCACGAGAGUGCCAACUACUACCUCCAUCUGCUUGAGCCAAUCCAGGUCGGCUAUGGAGCAGUCAUCAUCUCCUUCUUGGGCGCCAUCCACUGGGGUCUUGAGUACGCAGAAAAGCAGCCCAACGCGGCGCGUACGAAAUUCCGCUACGGCCUCGGCGUCCUGGCCCCCGUGCUCGCCUGGCCCACCAUGGUGAUGCCCGUGCAGUACGCGCUGACGGCUCAGUUCGGCGCCUUCGUCUUUAUGUACUUUGCCGACUCGCGCGCCACCACGCGCGGUUGGUGCCCGACCUGGUACAACACCUACCGUUUCGUGCUGACGGCCAUCGUGGGUGUGUCCAUCUUCAUCAGCCUCAUCGGCCGCGAGAAGAUCGGCCCCGAGGCGCCACGCCUGACCGGCCUGCGCGAGAAGUUCCACAAGCAGGGGCAUGAUGAGCUGGACAUGAAGAAGUACGAGGAGAUGGAGGCUGUCGAGCGGGAGAAGAACAGGAAGAGGAAGGCUGCCGAGGACAGGAAGAAGGCUGCCGAGGAGGAGAUUCAAAAGCUUGAGGAGGAGAAGAACAAUGCCGACAGUGACAAGAAGAAGGUUGACGAGGAGAAGCCUAAGAAGGGCAAGUCGGAAGGCAAGCAAGCUGCUGGCAAGGACAAAUCUGAGGACAAGAAGUCUGGGGACAAGAAGUCUGAGGGCGAGAAGUCUGAGGGUGAGGAAUCUGAGGGUAAGGACGAGUCCAAGGAGAAGGAUGAGUCGAAGGAUAAGGAUGAGUCUAAGGAUAAGGACGAGUCCAAGGGAAGUGAAGAGUCCGAAGACAAAGGCAAGGACGAAGGCAAGAAAGAUGAGGGCGGAGAUGACGCAAAAGAAGACGGCAAGGAGAAGAAAGAGGGAGGUGAAGACAAGAAGGACGACAAGUCCGAGUAA